Salvia miltiorrhiza (redroot sage) is the source of this 852-nucleotide messenger RNA. RefSeq names its product NADH dehydrogenase [ubiquinone] 1 alpha subcomplex subunit 8-B-like. Gene Ontology annotation, biological process: mitochondrial electron transport, NADH to ubiquinone. The transcript has 3 exons. NCBI's taxonomy places the organism in Eukaryota, Viridiplantae, Streptophyta, Magnoliopsida, Lamiales, Lamiaceae. The record is from RefSeq and is a predicted model, not a curated record. The coding region runs from base 260 to 577 and encodes 105 amino acids.
AUGAAACUGAAUGGAUAAAAUUUUGUUCAUCCCUUAUUUUUUUUAUGAUAAAUUUACAACUAAAGAUAACACACUUUGUAUUUUAGCAUUAGUUGAACUGCAUUAUUUAUUAAAAGAUCAUCAAUAUGAAAAAAUGAAGAUAAAAUAGAGGUAAAACACCCAUCGUUCUUUUAUCCGUGUUGAGCCCUAAUUCCCCUUCUCCGUCGUCUGCAUCUUCAAUUCCAGAGUUUGAGGACACAACAGCAGAUUUAAGAAAAGGAUGGAUAGCACCGUGGAUGCGUCAGGGGAACCAAUACCUACAUCGUCGGUGUUGAUGGCAGCUGCGAAGCAUAUAGGGAUUCGGUGUCGUGGUGAGAACAUAGCAUUUUUGAAGUGCAAGAAGGAUGAUCCCAACCCCGAGAAAUGCCUUGAUAAAGGACGUCAAGUAACUGAAUGCGUGCUUCAUCUGCUGAGAGAUCUCCACCAGAACUGCAACAAAGAAAUGGAUGCUUAUGCUGGAUGCAUGUAUUACCACACAAAUGAAUUUGAACUUUGUCGCAAGGAGCAGCAGUCGUUUGAGAAAGCAUGUCCCUUCUGAUAAGUAUCAAGAUCCUCCAUCUUAUGAGUUUGUGAUAAUAAAACCACCGUGCAGAUUUUUCUGUUCAAUCUACUUGAAUUGAUUUUUUCCUUUGUAUGGUAUCAGAAAACUCUUCCCUAUUAUGGAUGGAAUGCCAUGCCCAGGGAACCUCUUUCCUAUAUCAAGACAUGUUAAGCUUUUCGUUUUCGUGUUAGAGUUGAUUUCCCUGAUCUCGUUGCUAAUAUUCUCAUAUUUGUUUUGGUAUGAAAGAGUACCGGGUGCAGUUGCUUUGUUCA